Molecule: messenger RNA, 2279 nt
Organism: Benincasa hispida (wax gourd)
Lineage: Eukaryota; Viridiplantae; Streptophyta; Magnoliopsida; Cucurbitales; Cucurbitaceae
Source: RefSeq, a predicted model, not a curated record
ACAAAAAUUAUUGAAAAAGAACUUCAAAAACUAUUUGAAAAUACAGUCCAAACACAAAGUUCUCUAAUUCCAACAGCAAAACCUAAACAAAGUAGCAAUUAAGUUUAAAAUAUCUCUCUGAAGAAGAUGAUCAGUAUUUCAAAACCCGUUGGAAGUUACCUAAAAUGGAGGUGAGAGAGAUUCAAAGACUAACAAACAAAACUGACAAUUAAAAAAAAAAAAAAAGAAAGGCAUAACCAACCUAAAGAUAGAUCUGAAUUGGAUUCCUGUUAGGUUUCAUUCACCAAGAAGAAGAUGAAGGUGACACUGCUUUUACUCUGUUGCUGGGUGGCUUUGGUGGCUUCUGAUGAAGACUAUGUCAAGUACAAGGACCCGAUACAACCACUUAACGUCCGGAUCAAGGACCUAAUGGAUAGAAUGACUCUAGCAGAGAAGAUUGGGCAGAUGGCACAGUUGGAUCGUUCGGUUGUAACACCAGAGAUCAUGAGAGAUUACUCCAUUGGCAGUGUGCUUAGCUCUGGAGGCAGUGUCCCAUCUCCACAGGCUACUACACAAGAGUGGAUUGACAUGGUGAAUUCGUUCCAAAAGGGCUCACUAUCAAGUAGGCUUGGAAUUCCAAUGAUAUAUGGAAUUGAUGCUGUACAUGGACAUAACAAUGUCUACAAUGCCACAGUCUUCCCCCACAAUGUCGGUCUUGGCUCGACCAGGGAACCUGAACUUUUAAGGAGGAUUGGUGCUGCUACUGCUAAAGAAGUUAGAGCAACUGGGAUUAAUUAUGUCUUUGCUCCAUGCAUAGCAGUCUGUAGAGAUCCUAGAUGGGGAAGGUGUUAUGAAAGCUACGGUGAAGAUCCUGACAUUGUCAAAGAAAUGGCAGAUAUCAUAGUUGGGCUGCAAGGACAAAUCCCAUCUGGUUUUCCAAAAGGUGUUCCUUAUGUUAGUGGAAGAGACAAGGUCGCAGCUUGUGCAAAGCAUUUUGUGGGCGAUGGCGGCACAACAAGGGGUAUCAAUGAGAACAACACUGUAAUUAGCAGGCAUGGAUUGUUAAGCAUUCACAUGCCAGGAUACUAUCACUCCAUAAUCAAGGGUGUCUCUACAAUAAUGGUUUCCUACUCGAGUUGGAACGGUGAGAAGAUGCAUUCAAACCAUGAACUCAUCACUGAUUUCCUUAAGAACACUCUAAACUUCAAGGGUUUUGUAAUCUCUGAUUGGCAAGGUAUUGAUAAGAUCACAGACCCAGCUCAUUCAAAUUACACAUUUUCAAUUCUCUCUGGAAUUCGAGCUGGAAUAGACAUGGUUAUGGUUCCUACAAAUUACACUGAGUUCAUCGAUGACCUUACCUACCUUGUCAUCAGCAACGCCAUUCCGAUGUCCCGAAUCAACGACGCCGUAAGAAGGAUUUUGAGAGUCAAGUUCGUAAUGGGCCUGUUUGAGAAUCCAUUGGCUGAUGACAGAUUUGUAAAUGAGCUUGGAAGCCAGGAACACAAAGAUUUGGCUAGAGAAGCCGUGAGGAAAUCACUUGCUCUACUAAAGAAUGGCGAAAAUGCUGAUGAACCAGUCCUACCUCUAUCGAAGAAGGCAACGAAGAUCUUAGUAGCCGGAACUCACGCCGACAAUCUAGGUUACCAAUGCGGCGGCUGGACAAUCACCUGGCAAGGACUCAGCGGCAACAAUCUCACAACCGGAACCACCAUUCUCGAGGCAGUGAAGAAAACCGUCGAUCCAAACACGGAGAUCAUCUAUAAUGUAAAUUCGACGACCGAUUACAUCAAGGCGAACAACUUCUCGUACGCCAUUGUUGUGGUAGGAGAGACGCCGUACGCCGAGACCAAUGGCGACAACCUGAACCUGACUAUCGCCGAAGGAGGAUCGGACACGAUCCAGAACGUGUGCAACGUUGUGAAGUGUGUCGUUGUCAUCGUCUCCGGCCGGCCUCUGACGAUUGAGCCUCACAUGUCGCAGUUGGACGCGCUGGUGGUUUCGUGGCUGCCGGGAACAGAGGGGGAGGGCGUGACCGACGUGCUGUUCGGUGACUAUGGAUUCACCGGAAAGCUGGCGAGAACGUGGUUCAAGACGGUGGAUCAACUUCCGAUGAACUAUGGGGAUGAGAAUUACAAUCCGCUGUUCCCUCUAGGAUUUGGGCUUACAACUGAGCCUGUUAAUAAAGCUAGCUAGGAGUAGGAGUUUUGUUUAUAAAGAAUUAGGAUUGCUUUGGAAAGUAAAUGAAUAAUUUGUCUUUGUAGCUUCUUUUUUUAUAUAGUUUCUUUUCUUUUCUUUUUUAC